AUGCCCGGGAUAAAGAAAAGGGGAAGAAAGAAACAGACGAAUCUUGGGAACCAGGGGAAUCGAAUGAGGGGAUUGGGUUUUCAGCUGUGCCUCGCGCUCGCGGAUCUUCUGCAUCUGGAGCAUCCGUUCCAUGACGAGCUCGUACUCGCACUUCUCGUAAGUGUGGCGCUCGGACUCGCACUUCCAUGGCAGGUAGAACUCCGCCUGCCGGCAUUUGUUGAGUGGGAUCAGCAAAUGGGCACAUUGGUCUCGGUAAGGGAUCGGCACCUUCGCCGCCACCAUCUCCUCCUGGGUCGCAAUCAUUUUCUUAGACGAACCCGGAACCUCCAUUGUCCAAGGAAUGGAUUGAUGAAUACUCGGAUUUGGGAUCUUAUUCAGAUUUCGUUUUUGGUUUCGAUUUGGGGAAUGGGUGUCUUGCUAUUGGUAGGGUUCGCUGCUUGCCAGUCGCCACACGAGUCGAGGUCCCACCGCUCGAGUCGAAGCCUCAAAGGUCUCGCCGUCGCCGUCUCCGCCGCUCGAAGGUCGUCGACUAGCCGCACACCGGGGUUGAGAGAGACGAAGAUGAGACUUGAGAGUGAGAGACUAGGGUUUACGUUUGUGAAUGAAAUUAGACCACGACGCGACUCUGUUAAGUGUUAA
Messenger RNA from Striga asiatica, 639 nucleotides. NCBI's taxonomy places the organism in Eukaryota, Viridiplantae, Streptophyta, Magnoliopsida, Lamiales, Orobanchaceae. The record is from the annotation of a GenBank genome assembly.